Maudiozyma barnettii is the source of this 3576-nucleotide messenger RNA. It is a transcript of the gene CYC8, whose product is annotated as transcription regulator CYC8. The coding region runs from base 1 to 3576 and encodes 1191 amino acids. Gene Ontology annotation, biological process: regulation of gene expression. The record is from RefSeq and is a predicted model, not a curated record. The transcript has a single exon. NCBI's taxonomy places the organism in Eukaryota, Fungi, Ascomycota, Saccharomycetes, Saccharomycetales, Saccharomycetaceae. Gene Ontology annotation, molecular function: RNA polymerase II cis-regulatory region sequence-specific DNA binding; protein binding; chromatin DNA binding.
AUGACUACUGCAGCUAGUGCAAACCAAGCUGUUAAGUUACACAGUCCUCAAAUGGUUCAAAAUGGACCUGAUCAUGAUAACAACAACAACAAUGUUACUAAUAAUCCAAAUGCAGUUGCAACUACUACUGGUGCAACCGGUUCAGCUGCUAAUGAGCAAAUAGACCAUUUGGCUCAAUCUACUGCUGAAACUUGGCUUUCAAUUGCUUCCUUAGCUGAAACAUUAGGUGAUGUCGAUCGUGCCGCUAUGGCCUAUGACGCUACUUUACAAUUUAAUCAAUCUUCGACUAAAGCGUUGACCUCUUUGGCAGAUUUGUAUAGAUCUCGCGAUAUGUUCCAAAGAGCUGCUGAACUAUAUGAACGUGCUUUAGCUGUGAAUCCAGAAUUAUCUGACGUUUGGGCAACUCUAGGUCAUUGUUAUUUAAUGCUAGACGAUUUACAAAGAGCUUAUAACGCUUAUCAACAAGCUUUAUACCAUUCGUCUAACCCUAAUGUCCCUAAAUUAUGGCAUGGUAUCGGGAUCCUUUAUGAUCGUUAUGGAUCUUUGGAUUAUGCUGAAGAAGCUUUUGCUAAAGUAUUGGAAUUGGAUCCACAUUUCGAAAAGGCUAAUGAGAUUUACUUCAGAUUAGGGAUAAUCUAUAAACAUCAAUCAAAAUGGAACCAAGCUCUUGAAUGUUUCAGAUAUAUCUUAUCUCAACCUCCUGCUCCUUUACAAGAAUGGGAUAUCUGGUUUCAACUAGGGUCCGUCCUGGAAUCCAUGAAUGAAUGGCAAGGUGCAAGAGAGGCCUACGAACAUGUCCUGUUACAAAACGAACAUCACGCAAAGGUCCUUCAACAAUUAGGUUGUUUGUAUGGUAUGAACAACGUUCAAUUUUAUGACCCACAAAAGGCCUUGAAUUAUCUAUUAAAAUCUUUGGAAGUAGACCCCUCUGAUGCCACUACUUGGUAUCAUCUUGGUAGAGUCCAUAUGAUUAGAUCUGAUUACACCGCAGCCUAUGAUGCAUUCCAACAAGCUGUCAACAGAGACUCAAGAAACCCUAUCUUUUGGUGUUCUAUUGGUGUGCUUUACUACCAAAUCUCACAAUAUAGAGAUGCGUUGGACGCUUACACUAGAGCCAUUAGAUUGAACCCUUACAUCAGUGAAGUCUGGUACGAUUUGGGUACUUUAUAUGAAACUUGUAACAAUCAAUUGACUGAUGCUCUGGAUGCUUAUAAACAAGCUGCAAGAUUAGAUCCUGAAAAUAUCCAUAUUAGAAAGAGAUUAGAGGCCUUAACUCAACAAUUGUCAAACCCACAACAACAACAGGGUCAAAAUGGAAACAAUCCUCCGCAACCAUUACAAGUGCCACAACAGUUACAAGUGCCACAACAACCUCAAAUACCAGGUCAACAACCAGGACAAUUAGGUGUAAAUACUACAACUGGUCAACAAAACGAAAAUGGGGAACAGGUACCAAUUAUGUUGCAACCAACUUUGCAACAAACAGACAAUGCAAACCCAUUGAAUGUGAGACCUCCAAACUCAACUAUGUAUGCAACCGGUCCAUUGAAUCAACAACAACAGCAAGGCCAAACACCUCAACAACAAACAGGUCAACCUUUGUUACAACCACCCCAAAAUAAUGUUGCUUUGACGAUGGAUCCCCAAAUGCAGAACCAAUCGCAAUUGUUACAGCAAGUACAGGCUCAACAACAACAACAACAGCAGGCUGAAGUUCAAGCGCAAGUUCAAGCUCAAGCUCAAGCUCAAGCUCAAGCUCAAGCACAAGCUCAGGCCCAAGCACAAAUGGAAGCUCAAGCAAGAGCCCAAGCAGAGGCUCAAGUUCAACAAGCCCAAGCCCAAGCUCAAGCUCAACAAGCUCAAGUUCAACAAGCUCAAGCUCAACAAGCCCAAGCCCAAGCCCAAGCACAAGCCCAAGCCCAAGCACAAAUGGAAGCUCAAGCAAGAGCCCAAGCAGAGGCUCAAGUUCAACAAGCCCAAGCCCAAGCUCAAGCUCAACAAGCUCAAGUUCAACAAGCUCAAGCUCAACAAGCCCAAGCCCAAGCCCAAGCACAAGCCCAAGCCCAAGCCCAAGCCCAAGCCCAAGCACAAGCCCAAGCACAAGCCCAAGCCCAAGCUCAAGCUCAAGCACAAGCUCAAGCUCAAGCACAAGCACAACAAGCCCAAGCCCAAGCCCAAGCCCAAGCUCAAGCAGAGGCACAAGCAAGGGCACAAGCAGAGGCUCAUGCAAGGGUCCAGGCUCAACAACAACAACAGGCUCAGGCCCAAGCGGAAGCCGAAGAACAAGCAAGACUCCAAGCACAAGCUCAAACAGAAGCCGAAGAACAAACAAGACUUAAAGCCGAAGAGCAAACGAAAUUACAAGCUCAAGUAUUGGCCGAAGCACAAGCCAAAACCGAAGCUGAUGCCAAAGUUCUGACUGCAGCUGAAAGUAAAGAGAAAUCGGAAGCGGACGAACAAGCCAAGGCACAAAGCCAGCCUCCUCAAUUACCUCAAAUACAACAGUUACAAAGUUCAGCAGAAACAUCUUCUGCAGUCUCGAUCCCUCCAAUCUCGAAGUUAGCUUCAGGAGAUAAAUUUGAAUCACAAAAAAUAUCUCCUGCAGAUGCCAGCGAAAUAACUCAAAACCAGGAUUCAAUGAACUUAUCUACCAUGAAUACUCCAGUAGUUGCUAAUACUACUGCUACUGAAGUAGGUAUUAGCACACCUGAAUCAACCAGUACAACUCAAACUCAAGAUACUACUUCAACUUUACCACAAAAAAGACUGAGUGACAGCACCAUACAUACCCUUGUUAAUGUUGCAACGAUAACCACCGAGGAAAACCUUCAGGAAGAUAAAUCUGAAGAGCCAGAAUCCAAGAAACAAAAAAUAGAGGAUACUAACAUUCCGGUUGCAACCAAUAAUAGUGUAAGCCCACCACCUGAGACUACACCCUCUGUAACCGACUCCACACCAAUACCUAUAACCGCUACUUCAACUGAACAACUUCCUUCAACUUUGGUGGAGUCUGUAACAAGUGGUGACAACAUCAUUGAAACUAGCAAAGAGAGAACGGCCACUUCAGAUCUGGCCACUGUUAAAGACGCCACCGUCGAAACAACCACCGACGUUUCUACCGGUGAACCGACCUCGAUCAAAGACGAAUUGAAGGAACCAGUGAAAGAAGUUACAGCUGAAGCUUCUUGCGAUUCCGUUGCCAAACAUGAAGAAACAGAGAAAACAGAAGGAACUAAGGACUCCACGGAAGUAACUCAACCGCAUGGUGAUGAUGUGGCAAUUGAUUCCGAAAAAACUACUGAAGACCAAAAUGGUAAAGAAUCUAUAUCAGAAGCUGCUGAAGAAACCGUUAUCAAACCAUCUGCUGAGGCUAUGGAAGCUUUAGCUGAAGAAGCCAGAAUUAGAGAAGAGGAAGAACAUGAAAGAAACAAUACAAACGGUCGUUCUGGUGAUUCUGAAAAGGAUGCGUCCACUAAGGAUGGUACCAGUUCCAAUUCUAUCGAUGAUAAGACUACCGAACCACCAAGGGAAGGUGUCGCUAGACAAGUUGAAGAGGACGAAAAUUACGAUGAUUAA